Mya arenaria is the source of this 2342-nucleotide messenger RNA. RefSeq names its product annexin A4-like. The coding region runs from base 105 to 1829 and encodes 574 amino acids. Gene Ontology annotation, cellular component: cytoplasm. Gene Ontology annotation, molecular function: calcium-dependent phospholipid binding; calcium ion binding. The record is from RefSeq and is a predicted model, not a curated record. The transcript is spliced from 18 exons. NCBI's taxonomy places the organism in Eukaryota, Metazoa, Mollusca, Bivalvia, Myida, Myidae.
GUUUACAUUAUCACUAGGAAGCGAGAAAGCGUGAUCAAAGCCUUUCACCUCGUCUCCAGAUAAAUUCCUGUCAGUGUUGUCUGUCACGAACUCAACUCUUCGCUAUGAGUAACUAUCCACCAAGUUUUGGCAGCUUUCAAGGAUAUGGCGGGUAUGGAAAUUUUAAUCCCCGCAACUCUGGACCACCUCCCCCACCCAUGGGCAUGGGCAUGGGCAUGGGCAUGGGCAUGAGCAUGGGAAUGGGGAUGGGAAUGGGGAUGGGCGCAUUCCAGCAGAGUGCCUACAACAACCAGUCUGGCUUCAACUUUCAAAUGAACAUGGGAGGUGGACAACCUGGCUUUGGUUGCCCUGCUAUGCAGCAGAUGAGCCAGAAUUACCCCAUGGGAAAUAUGCCCCCACCCCCAGCUCCACCCAUGCCCCAGUCCUACUCCAAUGUGCCACAAAUGCAGCAACAGCAUGACCUUGAAAUGCAGAGGCACAUCUACCAGCAAAUGGGAUUUAGAGCUCCAAAGGCACAGGCUCAGCCUGCCCCUGAGGAUGAUAUGGAACAGGCAAAGGUCGUAGUCACAGAAGAACCAGAGCAUAUGGUGAAAGAAAGCCAGAUGGACUCUGGUAAUGAUAUAGAUGAGGAGGUGAAGCAGCGAUUCCGGUCGAUGUUUGUCGAGGAGUUAAUGAGGCGCUACCAGAUCAGUGGCACCCUGGAGAUGGUGCAGGGCACGGUCGGGCCGCUUAUUAAAUACCCUGAGGACGAUAUUGUCGUGAACUUUUACCGAGAGGAGAGGGACACUGAGCUCAAAGACCAGGAGUGGGACCCAGAGGCCGAUUGUGAAUACCUCCGGGCGGCCAUGAAGGGACUGGGUACCGACGAAAGUAUUAUCACACACAUUGUUUCAACAAGAUCGAACAGCCAAAGACAGAGGCUGAAGGAGAUGUUCAAGACGAUGUAUGGCCGGGACCUGAUUGAGGACAUCAAGAGUGAGUUGAGCGGCGACUACAAGGAUGCCAUCCUCGCUUGCUUUGUGUCCCCGGCCUACUAUGACGCCAAAGCUGUCAAAAAGGCUAUUUAUGGUUUGGGCACAGACGAGUUGGCCCUGAUUGAGAUCCUCAUGACGCGCACCAACCAGCAGAUCAAGGAGAUGAAGAGUGUCUAUGGCGAGGUUGCUAGGCCUGACAAGAAGACGCGCGCGACGCUGCUCGAGGACGAUAUUAAAGGCGACACGAGCGGAUAUUUUAAAAAGCUGCUCAUUUCUGCAGCUCAGGGUAACCGUUACGAGAUCAGCAGGGAACGCUUGGAUAAUGCGGUGGAGGAAAUCAUCAAUCAAAACGGCGACGGCACGGGCAUGUAUCAGGUGAACUACACCAAGCUUGCGGACCUGAAGAAGGCACAGCGGGAUGCCAAGCGCCUGUUUGAGGCUGGAGAGGACCGAUGGGGUACAGACGAAGAGACGUUCAACCUCAUCUUCGCCACCAGGGACUUCUACCAACUCCGGGAAACAUACAAGCAAUAUGUUAAGAUAACCCAGGCUGACAUCCGGCACGCGGUGGACAGUGAGACUUCCGGGAGCUACAAGAAGGGACUGAUGGCGGUUGCGCAGUCGAUCAUGAACCGACCCAAGUACUUCGCGGAGCGCCUCGUGAAGGCCAUGAAGGGUCUGGGCACCGACGAGGAUACGCUCAUCCGCAUCAUCGCUAGCAGAUCAGAGAUCGACAUGGUCCAGAUCAAGGCCGAGUUCCUAGAACUGACCAAGAAGACCCUGUUUAGAUACAUCGAGCAUGACACGAGCUUCAACUUCAAGAAAAUUCUCCAAGCUCUUGUGGGCAGGGAUUAACACCAACAAUUUGAUAUAGCGUUGUGAUAUAGCGUUGUGAUUGUGAUAUAUAGAUGUGAUAUAGCGUUGUUUUUAUACAAACAGUUUCCGUCCAUUUUCCCGUUUUCCAGAUGUUUUUGUUGUGUUUACACGAACUUGAUAUUAGAAAUGUAAAUGAAAGUUGUAUGUUCAUGUUUUACACUGAGUGUUAAUUUGUUAUUGUUUUCUAUUUUCAAUUGUUUUCUUUUAAUCUGACAUGAUUUUGAUAUGGUAAUGAGUAAGAGUUUCUGUCAAUCCUAACUAUCAGUAGGCUGUUCGCAUUGCCCACAUUUGAAGUAUGCAAAUUAUCACGUGGUUUGCACAUGCGCAUUGCUAUCCAUACAUGAUGUUGAAUGUAUCAACAGUUUUGAUGUUUGUCAAGCUAACUUGGUACACAAAAAACCUGUACCAUAUGCAAUAUAUAUGUUGCAUGUCUCCUCAUUUCGCGUAGUAUUUAUUUAGAUAUGAUUAAAUCGGACGAUCUUCGUGAUUUCA